UUCGGGAGGACUACUUCCGGGGGAGCGGCGCGGCGGCAUUGGAGAAACUGGCCGUGAAGAGGUGAAUGAGGCGAUCUCAGGCGCUGGUGGACUGAUUGGGCCAUGGCCUCUGACCUGGACUUCUCACCUCCUGAGGUGCCUGAGCCCACCUUCCUGGAGAACUUGCUUCGCUACGGACUCUUCCUGGGGGCCAUCUUCCAGCUCAUCUGUGUGCUGGCCAUCAUCGUGCCUGUCCCCAAGUCCUACGAGGUGGAGGCAGAGCCAUCCGAGCCCAGAAGUGCGGAGGUGACGAGGAAGCCCAAGGUUACUGUUCCAUCUGUCAACAAGAGGCCGAAGAAGGAGCCAAAGAAGAAGCGGUAGAAGUGGAGACCUGAGGGCCCGCCCUCCGUGGAGCCAGCCUCCUGUUUCUGUUCUCAUCCCACCUCAGGGGAUAGGCACAGGCCCCAGGCUCCAGCUGGGCAGGCCACCACUUCCUCUUCCCUCUGCUCCCAUGGUGCUUCAGGGUCCUGGGGACCGAAAGGCUCUGUGAGCCAGCACUGGGUGGGAGGGCGCUCACAAGUCCUGUCAGCUCAGAGUCACAUUUUGCUCCUUAAUCCUGGUAUCCAGCUAUUAGUCACCCAUUUGGUAGAUUGAGGCUCCAUCUUAUGCUGACAAGUGCAGUCUCUCCCAGUGCAUGUGCAGUGUGCAUCUCCUGCUCAUCGCCACCCUCAUCUCUGUGCUGCAAGGAGCCAGCUUUCGCCUGUGCUUAUCAGCUCGGGCUGCUGUGCCCUGCAGGGUUAGUGGUCCCACACACCACAGCAGUUAGAUUCCAAAGAUGACAGGGGGUUGGGGGUGGGAGUGGGGGUGGAGCGAGAGCUUGUGGGAGACCCGGGCUCCAGCACAUGGUAGAGAGAGCCCGGGCUGAAUGCAUAGUUUUGUUUUUUUUUUUUCCCCAGUCCUGGGCCUUGAACUCAGGG
This is a messenger RNA of Perognathus longimembris pacificus (Pacific pocket mouse), 956 nucleotides long. It is a transcript of the gene Manbal, whose product is annotated as mannosidase beta like. Lineage: Eukaryota; Metazoa; Chordata; Mammalia; Rodentia; Heteromyidae. The record is from RefSeq and is a predicted model, not a curated record. The transcript is spliced from 3 exons. Gene Ontology annotation, cellular component: membrane. Bases 103 to 360 code for a protein of 85 amino acids.